This is a messenger RNA of Daucus carota subsp. sativus, 1377 nucleotides long. RefSeq names its product beta-glucuronosyltransferase GlcAT14A. The record is from RefSeq and is a predicted model, not a curated record. Gene Ontology annotation, cellular component: membrane. Lineage: Eukaryota; Viridiplantae; Streptophyta; Magnoliopsida; Apiales; Apiaceae. Gene Ontology annotation, molecular function: glucuronosyltransferase activity. The coding region runs from base 75 to 1310 and encodes 411 amino acids. The transcript is spliced from 4 exons.
ACCAUUCCUGUUUAAUCCCUUAUAUUAAUCCUCAAAUCUUUAACCCCGUUUCACAAAUCUUUAUCCUCUCCCAGAUGGUUUCCAAAAUGAUCUCUUCAAAGUUUCAAGUAACAAGUUUCAGAGGCUACCUCAUUUCCUUCUUUUUAACUUCACUAAUAUUUUCCCUCUUUUACAUGUCAGCAUUUUUCAAAACAUUCAACAAUGUCACCACCUUAUGGUCAUCUAAGCCUCUGGUAAUCCCUGAACCUUCGUACCCUGUCAGAUUCGCUUACUUAAUUUCCGCGUCGAAAGGGGAUGUUGUGAAGCUGAAAAGGACCGUGCUCGCGCUGUACCAUCCGGGGAAUUACUACUUGAUUCAUAUGGACAGUGAGGCCAGUGAGGAGGAGCAUUCGGAGAUUGCUGAAUUUGUUCCCAGCUAUGACGUUUUCGAGCAAAUGGAAAAUGUUUGGGUAGUCGAUAAGCCUAAUUUGGUUACUUAUAGAGGCCCAACUAUGCUAUCUGCAACAUUACAUGCAAUGUCGAUACUCUUGAGGAAAGCAAGUGAAUGGGACUGGUUUAUUAAUCUCAGUGCCUCUGAUUAUCCGCUUGUAACUCAAGAUGAUCUCAUUCUUGCCUUCUCUGACUUGCCAAGGGACCUUAACUUUGUACAACAUAGCAGUAAUCUGGGCUGGAAAGUGAAUAAGAGAGCAAAUCCAGUUAUGAUAGACCCGGGGCUGUACAGUUUAAACAAAUCAGAGAUCAUGUGGGCUGAUAAACAAAGGCCUGUUCCAACAGCCUUCAAGCUCUAUACAGGAUCAGCUUGGACUGUGUUAUCAAGAUCAUUUGCAGAGUACUGCAUUGUGGGGUGGGAGAAUUUGCCAAGGACUCUGCUUAUGUACUACACGAAUUUCGUGUCAUCGCCUGAAGGGUACUUUCAGACUGUUAUAUGCAACUCAGAGGAGUACAGAAACACAACCGUAAACCAUGAUCUCCACUACAUUGCCUGGGACUAUCCUCCAAAACAGCAUCCUAGAUUACUCGGAUUCAGAGAUUACAGAAAAAUGAUCCUCAGCCACCGUCCAUUCGCUAGGAAAUUCAAGCAAGAUCACGGAGUUCUUGACAGGAUAGAUCGUGACUUAUUGAGCAGACAAAACGGAGAAUUCACUACAGGAGGAUGGUGUUAUAAGAGAGAUAAUUCAACCGAAAGCUGUUCGGGUUUGCAGAGGGAGAAGUUUGGCCUGUUGAGGCCCGGAACAGGCGCCAGGAGGCUCAGAAGUUUGCUGAGGAAAACUCUGUAUACUGAUGAUUUCGAAACCAGGCAAUGUAAAUAAUCAUGUUGUAGUUGAUGCUUGUAAAACUUUUUUGUAAAUAUAAAUUGACAUUAUUCCACAAGAGAAA